UGUUUGACAUUUGGACAAGAGAAUCCGUGUUUUGUUGUCGUGAGCGUGACCUCUCUCUCUCUCUCUCUUUGCCACUUGUGAGUGCGCGCAGGCGCAGUGGGGGGGACGGGGGGUAGCAGGUCUGACGCGGGAGGACGCGGGCACACAGCAGCUGAUAAGCGGCUUUAAUUAGGCUCAUUUGGCCUCGUUGGGCUCCGGGGAGCGAGUGUAAGGAAGGAAUACACCCCGCCCAGGGAGGACUCUCCACCCGGACACUUUCCCCUCACACCGCCCGGUGGCUUCGGAAACUUUUCCGCGCUUCCUUAAAAUGUCAUUUUUUCCCCAAAAAAUCACUUUUCUCCGUUUCGGCCACACGGUGACGCUGUAGCCGCUGUCUUUUCAACCCUCAAAUAGGACGGCUUUUUGGGACACUUUUACGCGCCGGGGUGCGUCCCGGAAGAUGAAACUCCACCACCACCACCACCACCCCCGUCCUUCAUGAGAGGCCGGGACAGAGGCGAGGAGCCGCGGCCGUGGAGAUGACGGUUAACGUGAGCGCGGCCGUAGGGUCCUCGGGGGAACCUCCCAGGGGUCACAACGUGGCGGCGCUGGUGUUCGGUGUGCUGCUGAUCGUGGUGAUCAUCGGGGGGAACCUGCUGGUGUGUGUGAGUGUGUGGAUGGAGAAGGCCCUGAAGACCACCACCAACUACUUCAUCGUCAGUCUGGCCGUGGCAGACCUCAUGCUGGCUGUCCUCGUCCUGCCCCUCUUCGUCUACUCGGAGUUCCAGGAGGGCGUGUGGACGCUCAGCACGGGCGUGUGCGACGGUCUGAUGACUAUGGACGUGAUGCUGUGCACCGCCUCCAUCUUCAACCUGUGCGCCAUCAGCGUGGACAGGUUCAUCGCCGUGCUGAUCCCCCUCAACUACAACAGGAAGCACGUGGACCUGCGCCAGGCCGUGCUGCUGUCGGCCACGUGGAUCCUGGCGUUGGCGGUGGCCUCGCCCGUCAUGUUCGGCAUCAACCAGGUGGCGGGCCGCGACCCCGGCGAGUGCAAGCUGGAGAACGACGACUACGUGUUGUACUCGUCCGUGUGCUCCUUCUUCAUCCCGUGUCCCAUCAUGCUCCUGCUCUACUGCGGAAUGUUCCGCGGACUCCGGCGCUGGGAGGAAGCCCGCAAGGCCAAGCUGAGGAGCAGCAUCCAGGCCUGCCGCAAGCUGCAGGAGGCCGCCGCCUCCUUGCCGCCGCUGCCCCCGCCCCUCCCCCCCGUCAUCCAGCGGGAACCCGCCGACACGCCGGACGAACUCUCCCCCUUGUCGUCCGCCGAGAGACCUUUACCCCCCGCCGGGCGCAGGGAUGGCGACGUGGCCACCGUCAGCUUGGCGGACAUCAACUUCAAGUGCGAGCCUCGCAGCAGGAAGGCAGCCAAGAUCAACAGCAGGGAGAGGAAGGCCAUGAAGGUCCUGCCUGUGGUCGUAGGCGUCUUCCUGCUCUGCUGGACGCCGUUCUUCGUCCUCCACACGCUGAGAGCUCGCUGCCGAGGUUGCCGCGUGCCGGCGGCGGCCAUGAGCGUGGUGACGUGGUUGGGCUACGUCAACAGCGCCCUCAACCCCAUCAUCUACACCAUCUUCAACACCGAGUUCAGGAAGUUCUUCAAGAAGUUCCUCCGCCACUGCUGCUCCUUCCACGCCACGUGAGGCAGGGACUUCUUUAGUUAUGACAAAAUGUUCAACUUGUGUCCUUCAGCAAAGCUCCUGAGAUCAUGCUAGUCCACUUGUAGUUGGCCUUCAUGGCCACCAGAGGCCGCUGUCUUUGCACCUCAAGUCCAUCUUGGAAAUAAAUACAAAUGUCUCCAGGCAA
Molecule: messenger RNA, 1836 nt
Organism: Entelurus aequoreus (snake pipefish)
Lineage: Eukaryota; Metazoa; Chordata; Actinopteri; Syngnathiformes; Syngnathidae
Product: D(4) dopamine receptor-like
Exons: 4
Coding region: 519-1673 (384 amino acids)
Biological process (GO): adenylate cyclase-activating adrenergic receptor signaling pathway; adenylate cyclase-inhibiting dopamine receptor signaling pathway
Cellular component (GO): plasma membrane
Molecular function (GO): dopamine neurotransmitter receptor activity, coupled via Gi/Go; G protein-coupled receptor activity
Source: RefSeq, a predicted model, not a curated record